UUUACCUGCCGGUUCGAUGACUGUGGCAAGAUCUUCAAGCGAUCGGAACAUCUCAAGCGCCAUGUCCGCUCCAUCCACACGAUGGAGAAGCCAUUCGAGUGCCCGAUCCAUAACUGCCCCAAGAGGUUCUCCCGCAGCGACAACCUGAACCAGCACAUUCGCAUCCAC
Messenger RNA from Gamsiella multidivaricata, 168 nucleotides. RefSeq lists its product as uncharacterized. Gene Ontology annotation, molecular function: RNA polymerase II cis-regulatory region sequence-specific DNA binding; DNA-binding transcription factor activity, RNA polymerase II-specific. The transcript has a single exon. The annotation marks the transcript as partial. NCBI's taxonomy places the organism in Eukaryota, Fungi, Mortierellomycota, Mortierellomycetes, Mortierellales, Mortierellaceae. Gene Ontology annotation, cellular component: nucleus. Gene Ontology annotation, biological process: regulation of transcription by RNA polymerase II. The record is from RefSeq and is a predicted model, not a curated record.